This is a messenger RNA of Stylophora pistillata, 1342 nucleotides long. Its product is annotated as nucleolar protein 16. Gene Ontology annotation, biological process: ribosomal large subunit biogenesis. Gene Ontology annotation, cellular component: nucleolus. NCBI's taxonomy places the organism in Eukaryota, Metazoa, Cnidaria, Anthozoa, Scleractinia, Pocilloporidae. The record is from RefSeq and is a predicted model, not a curated record.
GGUACACAAGAUAGCUGGUCUUGGAGUCCAGUACUACUCCACACGACGCCUUGUAAAUCUUUACCGACGGAUUGGACGGAAGCAUGGCAGGAGUACGUGGAAAGAAAUCGCAAAAGAAAAAGCGUGUUAACACGACAAGGCCCGGUAUUGAAAGGAAGAGGAAAGAAAAGAAGGUGAAAGUGCUAAACCAAACUUUGCGCAAGAGCUGGGACCAAGAGAAAACAUUGAAGCAGAAUCUUCAGAUUCUUGGUUUGGCUUUUGAUGCUAAUUCAGCUAUUCCUAUCCCAAAGUCAAAAACUAAGGGUUAUAAAGAUGAAAAAGUGGAAGCCAUGGAGGUAGACAAAAAGGAACCAACAACAGUUAUGAGAGAAUUUGAACAAAUGGCUGCUAAUGAAAAGAAAUGUGAAAGGCAUAUUUCUCCCGGUGAAGUGCAGUUUUUAUGGCAACUUAUUGGUGAUCACGGCAACAACUACAAAGGUAUGGCGAGGGACAAAAGGAACUGUUAUCAACAUACACCAAACCAGCUGAAAAGAAAAUGUGAAGCUCUAUUAAGAUCAAAACAGAAUUUCAGUGGAUAUCUUGAAAAAAUUAGUUAAAAAUGUAUACCGGAAAUUACGAUGGCUCAACAAGAACUGUUCAAAGAAUGUCUGAGAGUCGUCUAUUUUAUGUCAACCGCAAAGUUUUCGAGCAGAUUAUCGUUACCUGUUAAGGACUUGGUAUAAUUCAACUUAAGUAUGGUGACAAAGAAUGCUUCACUAGUUUCGCAGUUGAAGAGAGGAAUUCAGGUCUUUUCGUCCAGAAGUUUUCGUUGCCUUCCCGUUUCUUUCGCGUGAAAUAAUUAAACGGCAAGCAAGUCUUUAUUUUUGCCACUACAGUCGACUCCCGAUAAACCUUCAAGGGAAAUUGAAGAAAGUUCGAGUUAUCGGGAUUUGAUAAAAAAUGACUAGAAAUAAGAGGAAAAAAGGUGUUUUAAAAAUGUUUUUCUUUAUAUGCAGUGUACAUUUUAAUCAAAUUUGAUUACAGUAUAGAGAAGCCGAGUGAAAAAAAAGACAAUACAUCUCUAAAUUACUGUAUAAAUCGGAACGUAACGUAAUGUGAAAAAUGUAACAAAGGAAUGCAGCGGGGAGAGGUCCAGUAACUGCGAACCGUACAGGUUUUUUUUUUUAUGAGAACAAUGUCGGGCUACUGGUAAAAAUAACCUCAUGCGAUUUAAAAAGGAGUUAGGAAGCAACACUUUGUGAAAACCAGCCGAACUUGAACUGAACUGACACGUUUUGUGUAAUGUAAAAGAAAGGAAACAGUUCACACGGCUGCUUCAAAAUAAAUUUAAGGUUUUGGACAA